Molecule: messenger RNA, 999 nt
Organism: Arabis nemorensis
Lineage: Eukaryota; Viridiplantae; Streptophyta; Magnoliopsida; Brassicales; Brassicaceae
Source: the annotation of a GenBank genome assembly
AUGCCUAUCGACGGGAAACUCGUCUGCGUCACCGGAGCCGGUGGCUACAUUGCUUCUUGGAUUGUUAAGUUACUCUUAGAGAGAGGCUACACCGUAAGAGGAACCGUAAGGAACCCAUCUGAUCCCAAGAACAAUCAUCUCAGAGAGCUUCAAGGAGCCAAAGAAAGACUCACUCUUCACAGUGCUGAUCUUCUUGAUUACGAAGCUCUCUGUGCCACGAUCGACGGUUGCGAUGGCGUUUUUCACACUGCUUCUCCGAUGACCGAUGAUCCCGAAACAAUGUUGGAACCGGCGGUGAAUGGAGCAAAGUAUGUGAUCGACGCGGCAGCUAAAGCCAAGGUCAAACGCGUGGUAUUCACGUCAUCGAUCGGUGCAGUUUACAUGAACCCUAACCGUGACCCUCAAGCCACAGUCGACGAAAACUGCUGGAGUGAUCUCGAAUUCUGCAAAAACACCAAGAAUUGGUAUUGCUAUGGGAAGAUGGUAGCUGAACAAUCGGCGUGGAAGACCGCAAAGGCGAAAGGUGUGGAUUUGGUGGUGCUAAAUCCAGUUCUAGUUCUCGGACCAGCGCUCCAAUCAGCGGUCAACGCUAGUCUAGUCCAUAUUCUCAAGUACCUAACCGGCUCAGCCAAGACCUAUGCUAACUUGACUCAAGUCUACGUGGACGUCCGCGACGUGGCACUGGCCCAUGUUAUGGUCUAUGAAUCAUCCUCUGCCUCUGGCCGUUACAUUCUCGCCGAAACCGCGCUUCACCGUGGCGAAGUUGUUGAGAUUCUGGCUAAAUUCUUCCCCGAGUAUCCACUUCCGACCAAGUGUUCGGACGAGAAGAAUCCUAGGGCAAAGCCAUACAAAUUCACUACUCAAAAGAUAAAAGACUUGGGCUUGGAAUUUAAACCAAUCAAGCAAUCUCUUUACGAAUCAGUCAAGAGCUUGCAAGAGAAAGGCCAUCUUCCUCUUCCUCAAGAUUCGAACCCAAACGAAGUCAUAAUCGAAUCUUAG